GCAUUGCAUGGCCCUGCAGAGCAGACCCGUGUUCUCUUCCCUCAACCAAGAGAACCCAAAGAAGUUUUCCUCUCUAAAAUAAAAUCUCACUCUAUCCAUGGCGUAUAUUGAAAUGAUGUCUUCCUUGUCGAUUGGCGGUGAUUCUCAUCAUGAUUUUCGCUCGCUUCUCUCUUCCUUAGAGAUAGAUUUCCUCAUCCGCAACAACGGCGAUCAGAUAGAAGCUUGAAUCAGUUCAUCAAGUUAGCUUCUCCGAAGGGAAUGGGAUUGUUGAGUUUUGAGACUGAUAAUAAGCUUAGUAUUGGAAUAUUACUAUUCUUAUUUGAUUCUAAGAAUUUUCUCUAAUUUGCUUUUUUUCAAUCACUGGGCCUGCAUGAUGGCUGAUGGUAAGAUAUAAGGAAAAAGGAAAAAGAGCUGUCCAUCCUUAGCUUUUUAGUGAAAAUAUGGCUAACAUAACAUCAAAGGAACCUUGUAGUUUUAUCCAAAAUAAAUUCAUUUUAAUUUAAGCUAUAACAAGUAUAUCCAGAUCCAGGCAUCAUGUUGUAGCCUUUGGAAAGGGAUUUAGAGGCUUUGGGUUGUGGUUUGGAUACAGAGAUAGAGUAGAAGUGAGUUACAUGAAAUAGGUUAGGGGAUGGAAGGGAGGGGUUGUGGAAAAGGGUGGUGAAAGAGAAAUUUUACGAGGGUAAGCAAGAGGUGGGUAUUUUAGAUGUGGAGAACUUAAGGGUGUCACAGAUUUGGGGAGACAUCAUUCGACUUGGUGGGAAGUCAGAGAAGUUAAAAAAUAUGUUACGUCAUGGGUUUCGAUGGGAGGUGGGGGAUGGUUGUCGGGUGUGUUUUUGGAGAGAUAUUUGGGUGGGGAAUAAAUCUCUUCGAGAUCUAUUUCCAAGGCUUUUUCAAUUAGCGAUCAAUAAGGAUGGCACGGUAAGGGAUAAUGGAAUCUGGGAAGGGGAAAGUUGGAAGUGGGGUAUAGAGUGGAGAAGAGAGAGGAUGGGUCGCGAAAAAGAUGAGGAGCAAGGGUUGGGGGUGGUGUUGGCGAAUAUAAAGUUAAGAAAGGGUCUGGUAGAUUUAUGGCAGUGGAAGUAUGUUGCAGAAGGGAGGUAUGUUGUAAAGACAGCUUAUGAAUUUUUAGCUCCUGAGGAAUGCUUGCUUGAGGGACAUUUAUGCAAAUUGGUAUGGUGUAAGUGGGUGCCUUCUAAAGUGGGGUUUUUUGGGUGGAGGUUGUGCCUGGAUAGACUUCCAACAAGGUGGAACUUGCGGAAGAGGGGGGUGGUUUUACAAGGGGAUGGUAUGGUGUGUGGGCUUUGUAAAGAGGGUGUGGAAGAUGUUAAUCACUUGUUUUGUACAUGUCAAGCGGCCUGGUUAGUAUGGGUUAAGGUGAUUAAGUGGUGGGGGUUGGAGGUGGUAAUGCCGGACACAGUGAGGGGUGUGGUGGAUGUUCUCUUGUGGUGUUUAGGCAGUGUGGGGGGUAAGGAGAUGGGAGCAUGCAUUUUUUUGGGAAUGUGCAAAGGAGCUGAAGCGAUACAAGAGAUCUCUCAAGCUGUUCUCCAAGCAGCAGCAACGACAUUUUCCCACUUAGCUUCCUUUGGCCGUUUGGUCUACUAUUCGGGCAAGCUGGAAGAAUUCUUCUCAGAGAUGCCGUGGCUUGCAAUUCCCUUUCCCUAUUUGGAAGAAACACUUGAUGAAUUGAACGAUUUUUUCCAAGUGAGAAAUGUACCCCGUCUUGUGAUAUUGGAUGAACAUGGAAAGGUUGUGACCGAUGAUGGAGUUAGCCUCAUAAAAAAGUACGGAGCGGAUGGGUACCCAUUUUCUGCUGAAAGUUUUGUCCUUUUGAGUUCUUCAGUAACUUAUGAUUCCUUUGCUAAUCUAUGCUUUCUUCUUGAUUUUAAUAUACAAGAGGUUUACAAGAAAUUGGAAGAAAAAGGGGAAACUUUUGAGAUUGUACUGAUAUCUCUUGAUGAUGAAGAAAAGUCAUUCAAGGAAAGCUUUGGAGGCAUGCCUUGGUUAGCAUUACCUUUUAAAGACAAAAGCUGUGAGAAGUUGGCGCGGUACUUUGAGCUCUCAACCAUUCCAACUGUUGUUAUCAUUGGACCUGAUGGGAAAACUCUCCAGUCCAAUAUGCCAGUGUCUGAUUUAGUGGGGAAGAACAUUCUCUUGUACUUUUCAGGACAUCAUUGCCUUCAAUGCCAUCGUUUCCUGCCAAAACUAAUUGAAUCAUACCACGAGAUCAAGGCAAAGCAUGAACCAUUGGAAGUGGAAAUCAUCAUUGAGUCGCAGAUUCAAGGUCAUUGGCAUACCUAUGCUUGUUGCCAUUGGGUCAAGUGGCCGAACUGUUACACAAGAAGCAAGGAUCUCAUCAAAAUGCACAGAGCUAAAGCUUAUCCCUUCACUGAGGAGCGUUUAAAGGAGAUUGAAGCAGAGUAUGAGAAAAUGGCAAAGGAAUGGCCUGAGAAAGUCAAGUAUCAUUGGGAUGAUAAGCUUGAGCUCACUCUUAGUCGUAUGAUGGAUUAUGAAUGCGAUCAAUGUAAUGAACAUGGACGGGUCUGGGCAUUUAGGUGUAAAGAGAGUGACAUUAAUCUCCAUCCCAAGUGUGCUCUAGAGGAAGUAAAUCUAACUGAAAGUGAGGAUGAAGAAACUGAAGGUGAAUCAAUGGAUGAAGAAAGUCCAACUGAAAGUGAAUCAAUGGAUGAAGAAAGUCCAACUGAAGGUGAAUCAAUGGAUGAAGAAAGUCCAAAUGAAGGAUGGGUGUGUGGUGGGAACAUGUCCACUGGGUUUUGUUGUUCUUCCUCAUUGUCCCGUGGACGUCAAACUUCUGUGUAUUUUGGAUAUCCGAUUUGAAUUGGCAAAACCACAAGUCAAGCCCCUGAACUAACCCCAGAAUUGCUAUUAAGCCCCUAGUAAUGGAUGCAUAUAAGCCCUUUAAUGGAUGCAAUUACGCCCUUCUUCUUACGCCA
Molecule: messenger RNA, 2948 nt
Organism: Rubroshorea leprosula
Lineage: Eukaryota; Viridiplantae; Streptophyta; Magnoliopsida; Malvales; Dipterocarpaceae
Source: the annotation of a GenBank genome assembly